CAUCAGCUCGGGGAACGACAACCCAUAAUCCGGCUGGCAUGCACGCUACAUUAGUAUGCACUAUGCAAAUUGACCCGUCGGUAUAAGUGUUGCGCCUAUCCGCAGAUGUCGUUGUAAACGACACUGCCAGAUACGUGAUAGUAAUAUGCCUUGCACCAUAUUCGGUUGUGGAGGGGCGUGCGCCAUUGCCGCAAAAGCAGCUAGCCAGCGCCGUCACAAAACCAGAAACGGGAACAAGGGAUCGACCCGCGGAGGUUUGGAUCUGGCGCUACCUCGUCGUGCUCAGGCACCCUUCUGCAGAGUCCCUUUUCGCCUUGAACAGCUGACUUAUGGAAUUGCAGUGGCGAUUCCAGAGGAGAGACAGAUACCACUCCUUAAUAAGAAGGACAUGUCGCAAUAAUCGCUCGCCGAAAUUGGGAUUGCCUGAUGGCACUGGCGAACAGUGGGCAACAUGCUGGUAGCGACAAAACAGCAUCCGACCGGCAUCGUGGAACU
This is a messenger RNA of Trichoderma asperellum CBS 433.97, 495 nucleotides long. Lineage: Eukaryota; Fungi; Ascomycota; Sordariomycetes; Hypocreales; Hypocreaceae. The record is from RefSeq and is a predicted model, not a curated record.